Seriola aureovittata is the source of this 3428-nucleotide messenger RNA. It is a transcript of the gene ftr86, whose product is annotated as finTRIM family, member 86. The transcript has 11 exons. The coding region runs from base 152 to 2017 and encodes 621 amino acids. The record is from RefSeq and is a predicted model, not a curated record. Lineage: Eukaryota; Metazoa; Chordata; Actinopteri; Carangiformes; Carangidae. Gene Ontology annotation, molecular function: protein binding; zinc ion binding.
CAUGUGAACUGGCAUUUCAAACUUGCCAUCUAUGUGUGCAUUUCCUAUUUCUUCAGCCAACUUGGGCAGGGAACCUUGUGGUUAUCGGUAUAUAUCCAGGUCUGACCUCUGAGAAAACUAACUCACCUUUUCUCCUUCAACCCAGCAACAUAUGGCCUCUGCCUGGACUGAGGAGGAGACCUUUGUCUGCUCAGUAUGCCUGGACACCCUGAAGGACCCUGCCACUCUACCCUGUGGCCAUUCAUACUGCUUGGCUUGUAUCCAGAGCCACUGGGACAAGGGAGACAGCAAGGGUCAGCACAGCUGCCCCCAGUGUAGGCAGGUCUUCAACCCUCGGCCUUCACUGGCCAAGAGCACUGUCCUUGUGGAGGCUAUGGAAAAACUGAGAACCAACAGCCUCAAGCAGAUCUUCUCCACAGCUGCCUCCUCAGCCCCACCAUCGAUGCCUAUCUACCUGGAGGUCCUACCAGAUAUGGGGCCACAACAGGGCAGCAUGUACCCUCAGCUUCCUUUAGUGGAACCCAGACCCUGCUCUCAACACAACCGACCCCUGGACCUAUUUUGCCACGAAGACAAGGAGUGUGUGUGUGAGGUGUGUUGCCAACAUGGACACAAGGGGCAUCGUGUGCUCAAACCCCAGGAAGAGAGGAAGGAGAGACAGAAAGAGCUUGUUCACAUGCAGACAGAGGUACAGAGGAGAAUUCAGGAGACUGAAAAGACGCUUAAGGAGCUCCCACAUGCUGCUCGUCAACACAAGGCCUUGGUCCAGGCUCUAGAGCAAGAGAGCACAGAUUUAUUCGCAGAGCUAGCCAAGAAUGUGAAUGGAACAGGCACCCAGGUUGGUGAGCUCUUCAGCACCCAUGAGACCUCCUUAGGCAGUCAGGUUGAGGGCCAGAUCCACAGACUGGAGCAGGGGGUGGCACAGCUCCGCUGGAGGAGUGAAGAGCUGAGCAGACUGGCCGACAUGCAGGACCACAUCUGCUUUUUGAAGAAUUUCCUAACCAUGGAGCCCCUGGGUCAGACGGGUGUCACAGGGGAGUCGGUGCUGAGUCAGGAGGAGGCGGUGGUAGCCUCCAUCCGCUCAGUCAUGAAAGAACUACAAACGUCAGUACAGGAGCUCUGCAAAGCCAGCCUGGCCAAGAUCCUCACAUUAGUGAAUCAUGGCCCUGUGGCUUCAACACCCAACGGUGCAGUAGUAGACACUAUAGCAGCUGAUAACUGUGGUCAGGCCAGUGCACAAAACACAGCAUAUGAAAUGACGACAGAACCUCCACCUUUGCCACCUCCACGAGCUCAAGGUCACAAUUCUUCAUCCAAAUACCCAGCUUUACAUCCUGCAUGUGCUCAAGUUGUUUGUGAAGCUUCAGCCCCUCCUCCACCCUUCCCUCCUCAUCGACCUCCAGGUCAUAUUAACCGAGGUUACACAACAGUGGGACCUGUGAAUCCAGAACCAAAGUCUAGAGAUGAAUUGCUAAAAUUUCGCUUUGAACCCACCAUGGACCCCAACACCGUGUAUCGCCAUGUGCUGCUGUCAGACGGAGGUCAUAAGGCCACGAUGCGGGCUGAAAACUUGAACCCACCAGACCAUCCUGAACGCUUCGACUUCUGGAGACAGGUUUUCUGCAGGGAGCCCCUGGCUGGGAGCCCUUACUACUGGGAGGUGGAGUGGACCGGCCAGAAGUUCACCAUUGGCGUGGCCCACAAGGAGAUGGAACGGAAAGGUUCUGAUGACAAAAGCCGUUUGGGCCACAAUCCCCUGUCCUGGAGCUUGUACUGGUCCGGGACUGGCUUCUCCUUCUGGCACGAUGGGCAGGAAAAACUCCUGGGCUCGCCUAAGGCCAAGCGGAUCGGCGUCUAUCUGGACCAACUUGUCGGGACUCUGGCUUUUUACCGCAUCGCCAACAACCAGACUGAACUCAUCCACCGGCACCAGACCCAGUUCACCAGCCCACUGUACCCAGGGUUCAGGUUCUGGGCAGGAGUAGGGGCCACAGUGACUGUUUCUCAAUUGGAUUAAGUUGUGUAUGAAUGAUGGGCUCUUGUUUGUUUUGAUAUAACCUGCUUUGAAUAAGGAAGUACAUGUCUUCUUGCUCUGGAGGUCCUUCCAGAUGAGAAACAAAACUGUUCAUGAGUAUCCGGCUUUCAUAAUAUUCCUUUUGCACCAACCUUUUAUUAUUCUGAUGUAAAUCUUUCAAAAAUGUCUUUUAAAGUAAAUAAAGGAGUAAAAAACACACAUUUCAUUGUACACCUUUAAAAAAAAAACAAAAAAAAACAAACAUAUUUAUUAAAUAAACAUUUACAUCUUGGGACUGUUGAUGGUUCAAAUAGCUGCCAGUAUUUAUUUUGUUAAUAUGUAUAUCAUGAUCCUCCUGAUCUUAUCGUGAGUCCUACACGUCUGUGACCUGGAUGCUUUUAGCCCCCCCUCCUUUCUUAUCUGUAUCUGUAGUAUCUUUUGUUUUCCCACAUGGAUAUGGAAAGAAUAAUUUGACCUUCAUUGGUCUUUUGUCCACACAUUUCUUUCACUGGACACAGGUAAGAUGUUAUAUAACAUAAACCUGCAAUGACAAGUCAUGAUUUUUUCAAUAUAUAAUAACUCGUAGUGUAUUCUCAACUCCUCGCUCUCUUGGAGGAAACAGUCUUUUCUCUUUUACCCCAGCGUAACCUUUGUGCCAGUUAACUCAAGUAAUUCAACACUAUUCACAGGAGGACAAUGAAAUUCAUUUUUCGACAUGGUGGCAACAGCUUGUUGUUUCCUGUCCUGGUUGAAAAAGUUAGAGAGAUGUAACAAACACUGGGCUGCAGGGUGCAAAAUAUGAAUUUGAGAUUUAAAACAACAAAAAAACAAAAAACUGCUGGUGUAGAAAAAGGAGUGCGGUGUCAGUGUCAACAUGUAAUGGAUUAAUGUGAUGGACAUGAACCUCAAUCUCAGCUCAUACAACUCAACUUUGAUGCAUCUUUAAAGCAGGUAUUUGUGAAUAAAACUCUACGGUAUUUUCAGCUCUGAAAACUGACAGAUCUCUCUAUUUUUGAUUCACAAUAAUUAAUUUCAUGCAUUUAAACACAGAGGAAAGACACUAUCUUUGUGUCCUGAUGGGAACACUGAAUCACAUGGACAAUUUGCCUCAGAGGAUAGAUGAUACCUGACCUACAUCUACAACACAAAGUCUUGGAGGGUGUGUCUGUGUAUGUGUGUGGGUGAGUCUGUGAAGCCCCCACUCAUAAUGAAAGGUAUACAUACAGGUGUUAAGGUAUACAGGUGUACAGGUAUGAGGGUAAAAAAGGGUGGAAAAUAGAGGAAAUGGGGAGGAGCUACUUGAAGCCACAUGAACAGAAUUGAUGGGAAACAUAUAUAUAUAGCUGUGAAGCUUGACCCUCCAUCAGUCUAUCACACCGUCUUCCCCUCUGGAGCCAUCAUCCGUUGCUAGCGU